AUGGCCUCCAUCGCAAGCAUACCAGCCCGCUUAAGCACAGAAGAAACGUGCCUUGCCGAGAACACAUCUGAUCCCGAAGCAAUAGAAACCGACGCGGUCCCAGAAGAUCAGCCCGUGAGGACCUCUACUCAGAUUUGCACAACGUCCUCCCACAGCUCAUUUUGCUGUUACUAUCAACUUUCACCGGUGGAGGGCGCCGAGGUCAAUGUUUCUCGUCGUUUUAGCGAGCUUGAACAUGAGAGGGUUGGGCGUACGAGACCGGACCGUGUAGAGGCGUUUUCGAUAGCGAAGGAGUUCAGCGAAUCGGCAUUUGGGAAUGGUCGAUCGAAGCUGUCAGAGGAGGUGAGUGCUUCAGACGCUAUGGGGGAUAGAGCAAGUACAGAUGUUGUCGUGAACAAAGGUCAAAAGCGGAAACGCGGUGAUGCGGCGGGCACGCUCCAGUGUGAUCCCUAG
Molecule: messenger RNA, 453 nt
Organism: Cucurbitaria berberidis CBS 394.84
Lineage: Eukaryota; Fungi; Ascomycota; Dothideomycetes; Pleosporales; Cucurbitariaceae
Exons: 1
Coding region: 1-453 (150 amino acids)
Source: RefSeq, a predicted model, not a curated record